This is a messenger RNA of Drosophila grimshawi, 279 nucleotides long. RefSeq lists its product as uncharacterized. Lineage: Eukaryota; Metazoa; Arthropoda; Insecta; Diptera; Drosophilidae. The record is from RefSeq and is a predicted model, not a curated record. Bases 1 to 279 code for a protein of 92 amino acids. The transcript has 2 exons.
AUGAAACUAAUGAUCCUGUCUCUUAUUGCAUCCUUUGCAUUUGCAUCGGCUCUACCUCAGCUUGAACGAGGCUCAAUAUUUGCACCGAGUGGAAUGUUUGAGAUGACCAACAACUUGGCAGCACCUCCAGUAGACUUGAGCCAACCCAUUAUACUACUGCCAGUGGCCACACCCAUUACUGAGGAACCCCAGGAACCGAGACUCACAGCCCGUCCUUUGAUUCUCCCAACUAUGGCACCAACUAUGAGACCAACUAUGAGACCAACUAUGAGAACUUAA